Piliocolobus tephrosceles (Ugandan red Colobus) is the source of this 5370-nucleotide messenger RNA. RefSeq names its product Janus kinase 2 (gene JAK2). Gene Ontology annotation, biological process: cell surface receptor signaling pathway via JAK-STAT; tyrosine phosphorylation of STAT protein; erythrocyte differentiation. Lineage: Eukaryota; Metazoa; Chordata; Mammalia; Primates; Cercopithecidae. The record is from RefSeq and is a predicted model, not a curated record. The transcript is spliced from 25 exons. Gene Ontology annotation, cellular component: membrane; cytoskeleton; cytosol. Gene Ontology annotation, molecular function: ATP binding; non-membrane spanning protein tyrosine kinase activity; growth hormone receptor binding. Bases 758 to 4150 code for a protein of 1130 amino acids.
CGGCGCCCGCAGGUCCCGCGGCUAGCACCGAGCGGCGCACGCGCACUGCGGGACGCGCGUCCGGCUCUCCCCCAGCCUCUGUCCGGCCCAGUCUCUUGCCAGUCGGAGAGAGUGCAGGCCAACCUGGAGCCUGAGUUCGAAGCUAAUAGGGCGGCCAAGUCAGUGUCGCCCGCGGCGUUGAGAAGACGCUGUGGCCCAGGAGAGGGUGGAGACAACGACUGUGACGGGCUUCCCGGCUGCCCGGAGUGGGAGUGGUGUGGGGCUGCAGGAAGGAGAGAGGAAGAGCAGAAGGGGGCAGCAGCGGACGCCUCUAACGGCCUCCCUUGGUGCUGACAGGCUGGGCCGGCGCUCUGCUCGCUCGGGUGUUCGCGUCGCCACUUCGGCCUCUCGGCCGCUCGGGCCCGUCGGCCCGGGCUUGCGGCGCGCGUCUGGGCUGAGGGCUGCCGCAGCUCAGGGAGAGGCCUGGUCCUCGCCGCCGAGGGAUGUGAGUGGGAGCUGAGCCCACACUGGAGGGCCCCCGAGGGCCCAGCCUGGAGGUCGCUCAGAGCCGUGCCCGCCUCGGGGCUUCGCAAACCUUGGCCUGCCGGGUAGGAGCCGCCCCUGCGGGCUCAAGGGCGCACUCUGGUCGCCCCAUCUGUGUAACCGGUUUCAGAAGAAGGCAACAGGAACAAGAUGUGAACUGUUUCUCUUCUGCAGAAAAAGAGGCUCUUCCUCCUCCUCCCGCGACGGCAAAUAUUCUGAAAAAGACUGCGUGGGAAUGGCCUGCCUUACUAUGACAGAAAUGGAGGAAACAUCCACAUCUUCUAUAUAUCAGAAUGGUGAUAUUUCUGGAAAUGCCAAUUCUAUGAAGCAAAUAGAUCCAGUCCUUCAGGUGUAUCUUUACCAUUCCCUUGGGAAAUCUGAGGCAGAUUAUCUGACCUUUCCAUCUGGGGAGUAUGUUGCAGAAGAAAUCUGUAUUGCUGCUUCUAAAGCUUGUGGUAUCACACCUGUGUAUCAUAAUAUGUUUGCUUUAAUGAGUGAAACAGAAAGGAUCUGGUAUCCACCCAACCAUGUCUUCCAUAUAGAUGAGUCAACCAGGAAUAAUGUACUCUACAGAAUAAGAUUUUACUUUCCUCGUUGGUAUUGCAGCGGCAGCAACAGAGCCUAUCGGCAUGGAAUAUCUCGAGGUGCUGAAGCUCCUCUUCUCGAUGACUUUGUCAUGUCUUACCUCUUUGCUCAGUGGCGGCAUGAUUUUGUGCAUGGAUGGAUAAAAGUACCUGUGACUCAUGAAACACAGGAAGAAUGUCUUGGGAUGGCAGUGUUAGAUAUGAUGAGAAUAGCCAAAGAAAAUGAUCAAACCCCACUGGCCAUCUAUAACUCUAUCAGCUACAAGACAUUCUUACCAAAAUGUAUUCGAGCAAAGAUCCAAGACUAUCAUAUUUUGACAAGGAAGCGAAUAAGGUACAGAUUUCGCAGAUUUAUUCAGCAGUUCAGCCAAUGCAAAGCCACUGCCAGAAACUUGAAACUUAAGUAUCUUAUAAAUCUGGAAACCCUGCAGUCUGCCUUCUACACAGAGAAAUUUGAAGUAAAAGAACCUGGAAGUGGUCCUUCAGGUGAGGAGAUUUUUGCAACCAUUAUAAUAACUGGAAACGGUGGAAUUCAGUGGUCAAGAGGGAAACAUAAAGAAAGUGAGACACUGACAGAACAGGAUUUACAGUUAUAUUGCGAUUUUCCUAAUAUUAUUGAUGUCAGUAUUAAGCAAGCAAACCAAGAGGGUUCAGAUGAAAGCCGAGUUGUAACUAUCCAUAAGCAAGAUGGUAAAAAUCUGGAAAUUGAACUUAGCUCAUUAAGGGAAGCUUUGUCUUUUGUGUCAUUAAUUGAUGGGUAUUAUAGAUUAACUGCAGAUGCACAUCAUUACCUCUGUAAAGAAGUAGCACCUCCAACAGUGCUUGAAAAUAUACAAAGCAACUGUCAUGGCCCAAUUUCGAUGGAUUUUGCCAUUAGUAAACUGAAGAAAGCAGGUAAUCAGACUGGACUGUAUGUACUUCGAUGCAGUCCUAAGGACUUUAAUAAAUAUUUUCUGACUUUUGCUGUCGAGCGAGAAAAUGUCAUUGAAUAUAAACACUGUUUGAUUACAAAAAAUGAGAAUGAAGAGUACAACCUCAGUGGGACAAAGAAGAACUUCAGCAGUCUUAAAGAUCUUUUGAAUUGUUACCAGAUGGAAACUGUUCGCUCAGACAAUAUAAUUUUCCAGUUUACUAAGUGCUGUCCCCCAAAGCCAAAAGAUAAAUCAAACCUUCUAGUCUUCAGAACGAAUGGUGUUUCUGAUGUACCAACCUCACCAACAUUACAGAGGCCUACUCAUAUGAACCAAAUGGUGUUUCACAAAAUCAGAAAUGAAGAUUUGAUAUUUAAUGAAAGCCUUGGCCAAGGCACUUUUACAAAGAUUUUUAAAGGCAUACGAAGAGAAGUAGGAGACUAUGGUCAACUGCAUGAAACAGAAGUUCUUUUAAAAGUUCUGGAUAAAGCACAUAGAAACUAUUCAGAGUCUUUCUUUGAAGCAGCAAGCAUGAUGAGCAAGCUUUCUCACAAGCAUUUGGUUUUAAAUUAUGGAGUAUGUGUCUGUGGAGAGGAGAAUAUUCUGGUUCAGGAGUUUGUAAAAUUUGGAUCACUAGAUACAUACCUGAAAAAGAAUAAAAAUUGUAUAAAUAUAUUGUGGAAACUUGAAGUUGCAAAACAGUUGGCAUGGGCCAUGCAUUUUCUAGAAGAAAACACCCUUAUUCAUGGGAAUGUGUGCGCCAAAAAUAUUCUACUUAUCAGAGAAGAAGACAGGAAGACAGGAAAUCCUCCUUUCAUCAAACUUAGUGAUCCUGGCAUUAGUAUUACAGUUUUGCCAAAGGACAUUCUUCAGGAGAGAAUACCAUGGGUACCACCUGAAUGCAUUGAAAAUCCUAAAAAUUUAAAUUUGGCAACAGACAAAUGGAGUUUUGGUACCACUUUGUGGGAAAUCUGCAGUGGAGGAGAUAAACCUCUAAGUGCUCUGGAUUCUCAAAGAAAACUGCAAUUUUAUGAAGAUAGGCACCAGCUUCCUGCACCAAAGUGGGCAGAAUUAGCAAACCUUAUAAAUAAUUGUAUGGAUUACGAGCCAGAUUUCAGGCCUUCUUUCAGAGCCAUCAUACGAGAUCUUAACAGUUUGUUUACUCCAGAUUAUGAACUAUUAACAGAAAAUGACAUGUUACCAAAUAUGAGGAUAGGUGCCCUAGGGUUUUCUGGUGCCUUUGAAGACAGGGAUCCUACACAGUUUGAAGAGAGACAUUUGAAAUUUCUACAGCAACUCGGCAAGGGUAAUUUUGGGAGUGUGGAGAUGUGCCGGUAUGACCCUCUACAGGACAACACUGGGGAGGUGGUGGCUGUAAAAAAGCUUCAGCAUAGUACUGAAGAGCACCUGAGAGACUUUGAAAGGGAAAUUGAAAUCCUGAAAUCCCUACAGCAUGACAACAUUGUAAAGUACAAGGGAGUGUGCUACAGUGCUGGUCGGCGUAAUCUAAAAUUAAUUAUGGAAUAUUUACCAUAUGGAAGUUUACGAGACUAUCUUCAAAAACAUAAAGAACGGAUAGAUCACAAAAAACUUCUGCAGUACACAUCUCAGAUAUGCAAGGGUAUGGAGUAUCUUGGUACAAAAAGGUAUAUCCACAGGGAUCUGGCAACAAGAAAUAUAUUGGUGGAGAAUGAGAACAGAGUUAAAAUUGGAGAUUUUGGGUUAACCAAAGUCUUGCCACAAGACAAAGAAUACUAUAAAGUAAAAGAACCUGGUGAAAGUCCCAUAUUCUGGUAUGCUCCAGAAUCACUGACAGAGAGCAAGUUUUCUGUGGCCUCAGAUGUUUGGAGCUUUGGAGUGGUUCUGUAUGAACUUUUCACAUACAUUGAGAAGAGUAAAAGUCCACCAGCGGAAUUUAUGCGUAUGAUUGGCAAUGAUAAACAAGGACAGAUGAUCGUGUUCCAUUUGAUAGAACUUUUGAAGAAUAAUGGAAGAUUACCAAGACCAGAUGGAUGCCCAGAUGAGAUUUAUAUGAUCAUGACAGAAUGCUGGAACAAUAAUGUAAAUCUGCGCCCCUCCUUUAGAGAUUUAGCUCUUCGAGUGGAUCAAAUAAGGGAUAACAUGGCUGGAUGAGAGAGAUGAUCUUCAUUCUGAGAACAAAGUAUAUUUAUAGAACAAAGUUUUCUGUUUCACAUUGCUGUGGACUAUUAUUACAUAUAUCAUUAUAUAAAUCAUGAUGCUAGCCAGCAAAGAUGUGAAAAUAUCUGCUCAAAACUUUCAAAGUUUAGUAAGUUUUUCUUCAUGAGGUCACCAGUAAAAGACAUUAAUGAGAAUUCCUUAGCAAGGAGUUUUGUAAGAUUGUCAGUUAACAUCACUCAUGUCUGGCAAAAGAAAAAAAAAAGACUUUCAACUCAGCUUGAGACGUGAAAAAAUUAUUAUGUAAAUUUUGCAAUGUUAAAGAUGCAUGGAAUAUGUAUGUAUAGUUUUUACCACAGUGGAUGUAUAAUACCUUGGCAUCUUGUGUGAUGUUUUACACACAUGAGGGCUGUUGUUCAUUAAUACUGUUUUCUAAUUUUUCCAUAGUUUAUCUAUAAUUACUUCACUAUACAAACAAAUUAGAUGUUCAGAUAAGUGAAUAAGUAUCUUUGUGUCCUUGUUCAUUUAUAUCACUGGCCAGCAUUGUAAGCAGGUGUAUACUUUUAGCUUGUGUACUGUAAAUAUUUUUCAAGUAAAGGGAACAAAUGUCUAGUUUUAUUUGUAUAGGAAAUUUCCCUGACCCUAAAGAAUACAUUUUGAAAUAAUCUAUUUUCUUAUGGUUUCCCUUGUAUCUAUUUGUGGUGAAUGUGUUUUUUAAAUGGAACUAUCUCCAAAUUUUUCUAAGACUACUGUGAACAAUUUUCUUUUAAAAUGUUGAGAUUAAGAAUGCGAGGAACAUUGUCAUCCUUUGAGCUGCUGACUGCCAAUAAGAUUCUUCUAUCUCUGGGAUCUAUGCUCAUGAAUUAAAUUUAAACAUAAGCCAUAAAAUAGUUUGUAAAAUGGAUAGCUCAUUAAGAAGUGUAACAGAUUAAGAAUUUUUUUCCUAAAGAUUGUAUAUUUAAGGGGUUUCAGAACUUUGCGUUGCAGUCAUAGAAGAAAUUUAUUUCCUUUUUAGAGGGAAAAUGAGGUAAGUGAAAAAGUAUGCUUGUUAAUUUUAUUCAAGAAUGCCAGUAGAAAAUUCAUAAUGUAUAUCUUUAAGAAAAAUGAGAGCAUACAUCUUUCCAAUUAAGUAUACGGGGUUGUUCGUUGUUGUCAUUUGUUAUAUUGCUACUCUACUUUAGACACCAUACCUAAAAUAAAAUAUGGUGGGUUUUUCG